AGUGCAGCUGUCAUUAAUACCGCGUUUUUCGAAUGACAUACUGUCAAUCGAUUUUCAUCAUUUCCCGUUUGAAUGACGUUUAGUAAUACCAUCUGCAACUGUUUAUCUAUCGGCGUUUUUGAUUGCGAAUAAAAAUCGUUUUGAACGCGAAAAAUAUUAAGUAUAUUUACGUAGUUAUUUUAUUUAAAAGGGAACUUGAUUCGUUUAAAAAAGUUGCUAAUUACAUUUUAAGCUUAGAAUAAAUUGUUUUUCGUCAGAUUGAGUUUGCAAUGUGAUCUUUAGAAAGUUGUUUUAAGUUUAUUUGAGUGGCGGUAAAGUGAAGUACACGUAGAAUGCAGGACAGCCACAAGUCGUUCCUAAUAAAGGACCUUCUGGGCGAUGUCUUGAGACCUGGAUUGGGAGUUGCAGGUACCGCCCACGAGGUGGAGGAAGCCGCGACCAGAAGCGACAGUGCGGCCACCCACCACCCUGAGGACUCGGACGUAGAUGACGACAUCUCCGUGGGCGACAACCGGUCAGAAGCUUCCACGCCGAAGAAGUUGCAAGUUACUUACGACAACGACACUGACGCCUCAUGCAUGAAAGCAGACAAGAAGCGAGCUGACUCCGAGAUUGACCGGUCAUCCCCUGCUGCCUUUUCUAACAGGAUAUCGAACUCUGCGUACUCCUCGCCAUACAAAGAAGAUGACCACGACUUCGAGAGGCCGGAUGAACCGAUGAAAUUAUACGAAGGAUCGCUUUUUCAGUUGUACAGGCAUACAGACAGAGAUGGCAAUAAAGACGGGGAGAGUGAGAGGAGUGCAUUCGAGCUAGCUGGCUCUCUCUCUGACAGCAUAUACGGACGGUCGAUGGACUUGACCAAGAGCUCGUUCCAAUCGCAGCUGCUGGCUGGCUUCGCGUCCGUCAUGGCGGGCGGCUCGCAGAGGGAACAGGAUUCGAACGACCGACAAUCUUCAAAUCGAAACGGUGGCACGCCAACGUCUGGACGAAAGCCUCGUCGUCGACGGACAGCCUUCACUCACGCUCAGCUCGCGUACUUGGAGCGCAAGUUCAGGUGUCAGAAGUACCUGAGCGUGGCCGAUAGAGGGGACGUCGCUGAUGCUCUUAAUCUAAGCGAAACUCAGGUCAAGACUUGGUAUCAAAAUAGGAGAACAAAAUGGAAGCGUCAGAACCAACUCCGUCUGGAACAGUUACGUGCGCAGGCGGCGAGCGGCGAGCGCGAACUGUCGGCGCACGCGCUGCCGCUGGCCUGCGCCCUCCUCCCGCCCUACCCCGCGUACAUGCACUGCCAUCUAUAGACAUAUAGAAGAAACAAAAACAACAAACAGAAAAAAAAUAAUUGUAAUGAAUUAUAGCCAUGUCAUUACAACCAUUGACUGUGAAUCAGUGAUUGUAAUGACAUGAAAUUUUAAUUCAUCUAAGGAGAAUUAUCUAUUAGAUAUAACUCAUUAUGAGAAACGCACAUCAAUGUAAAUAUAAUAAAGCUAGUCUCAAUCUGUACUUUUAUAUCAUUCAAUUGUGGUUUUAAGAUAAAAACAAUAAUGUUAAACAAAUUUGCAUGUGAAAAUAUCCGAGUGGGGCCCUGUUCUUCUAACCUUCAGCGAAACCUGGCAAAAUCACACCAAACCAGAACUCUGACCACCCGUUCUAAUAUAGAACUAAGAAAACUAAAUAAAAUUGAACUUAUAACAAAAUCACUACAUAGCAUUUUUAUCACUCGGACUAAGAGGCAUGUUACGGGUAUGUAUAGCCGGACGCAUUUUCUCCGACUACCUACAAUACUAAUUAUAACAGCAAAGUUUAUUUGUUUUAAUUAAAUAAAAUGAAAAAACUCUAUAUUAUACACCGAAAAUUAUAAAAAUAAAGAAUUAAAGAACAAAAGCAAUAAAUUCAGUAGGUAAAAUAGGCGACCUUAUCGCAAAGAAGCGAUCUCUCCCAGGAAACCUAAUAGAGAAUUGCUAGUCGAAUUAUAAAAAUGACUAGUGAGGAGUGAUGUAAGCUACAUAAGGCGGUGAGGAUAAUAUAUAAGUAGAUGGGGAAACUUUGUACUCUUUGUAAGGGUUUUCCACACGGACGAAGUCGUGAGCGUCUGCUAUAUGGUAUGAUCAUAGCAUAAUUAAAACUACUAUAUUGAGCACAAAAUGUACAAAUAUUGUUGCACAUAUAGAUGAAUAAUUGUAACUUAGCUUAAUCUAGAUAAGUAUUGUAUAGAUUAUUCAUUUUGAAGAAUAAGCUACGUUCUCUCGCAUGACCAUGAACAUGAAAGAAAAGGAAUCUAUGAAUACCUUCCGCUUUUUCUCCAAGUAAACGAAGAGUCAGUGUACUUACUCGUAAGUCUGAGAUGAAUCGCAGAACCUCUCGGAUUUGAGUUCGGUCACUUACUCUUGAACUAUUGAGACUACUUGUAUUUAAACGUUCUAAAGUUUUAAAUUAUUUUGAUAUUUUUAACGGUACAUCAUCACUCAAAGACGCUAAAAAGACAAGCAUGGUGUGUUUUUUUUUCAAGGUAAAUUCGGUAUCUCUGUCAAUUUCGGUCAAAUCUACAGACUUCUUAAUGUUUCCUAAAUAGUCCCCGAAAUAUUUUUUACAUGGCUCAAUCUACUUUAUUCUCUAAAAAAUGUUAAGUUAGUAAAUAACCCAUGUAAGCCAUCCGUCAACUGUUACUAAGCAAAAAUUAACUUAAUAAUUGUAGGGUAGGUAAAAAUAUUAGACAUUUACAUAUAGUUUUUACUUGUAGUUGCAAUACAUACUUGUAGAUCUUUUUAAAGUGCAAUAUAAUUAAGAUUGUAAUGUAAUAAAGUAGAUAUUACUAUAUGCUUUGUAAAUAACUACCAACGCGUUUAUGUAACUUCUUAGCUCAAGAGUUAACAAUGUCUAUCAUGAUGCAAUUAGUUAUACAGUAGGUACCUACAAUGGUAUAGUUAUGUUAUUCACUAUAUUUUCUUUUGAUGUUAUUCACUAUAUUUUUUUACAUAGUUCUUUUCAAAAGGACGUAAAUAUUUUAAAUAAUCAGUACAUACGCCUAAUAGCCGUUUUAUAACUCUUUUACGGAUUUUAACUGUCAAUGCCAUUGUUAACUUUUGAGAUAGUUUUUAUUUAUUAGUUUUUGUUUAUUUUUAAUGUGUUAUUUGUAUGACUUGAGAUUGUAAUUAUAUUAUG
Molecule: messenger RNA, 3159 nt
Organism: Bicyclus anynana (squinting bush brown)
Lineage: Eukaryota; Metazoa; Arthropoda; Insecta; Lepidoptera; Nymphalidae
Product: homeobox protein ceh-19-like
Exons: 6
Coding region: 333-1298 (321 amino acids)
Biological process (GO): cell differentiation; regulation of transcription by RNA polymerase II
Cellular component (GO): nucleus
Molecular function (GO): RNA polymerase II cis-regulatory region sequence-specific DNA binding; DNA-binding transcription factor activity, RNA polymerase II-specific
Source: RefSeq, a predicted model, not a curated record